Molecule: messenger RNA, 756 nt
Organism: Loa loa (African eye worm)
Lineage: Eukaryota; Metazoa; Nematoda; Chromadorea; Rhabditida; Onchocercidae
Exons: 8
Coding region: 1-756 (251 amino acids)
Cellular component (GO): plasma membrane; gap junction
Molecular function (GO): gap junction channel activity
Source: RefSeq, a predicted model, not a curated record
AUGAUACGAAGUUUCGAUAAAUAUUUGCGAGAUUUGAAGCCAAAAUACGAUGACGAUGUGGUGGACAGAUGCAAUUACUUGCUAACAAACAUUAUGCUCCUAAUUUGUGCAAUAACUAUUGCUGCAAAGCAGUAUGUUGGAGAACCACUACAGUGUUGGACACCGGCUGAAUUCCAGGAUAGCUGGGAGCAAUAUAUCGAGAAUUUCUGCUUCAUUGAAAAUACUUAUUUUGUGCCGUUCACGGAUGAUAUGCCCGUGGAUUCUAACGAGCGUAACCAAUAUCAAAUACAAUAUUAUCAAUGGAUACCGUUCAUUCUCAUCUUACAAGCCCUCCUAUUUCUUGCACCUCGGACCAUCUGGACAAUGUUCAAUUGGCGGACAGGUGCGAUUCUAACGAGCGUAACCAAUAUCAAAUACAAUAUUAUCAAUGGAUACCGUUCAUUCUCAUCUUACAAGCCCUCCUAUUUCUUGCACCUCGGACCAUCUGGACAAUGUUCAAUUGGCGGACAGGUGCGGUUAAGCAUGCAAGCAAUUGUUGAUGCAGCGAUUUUGACUAGAAAAGUGGGCGAAAAACGAUGUCUGAAAAAAAGAAGAGAGAAUCGAGAGGAUUCAUUUACGCAAGCCCAGCAAAUCGCUUAUGUGAUGGAUUUUAACCGAAGGAAAAAUCAGUAUGCAAAAUUAAUGGAUGACAGUUUGAAAAGUGCAGAAAGCGUUGACAAUGUGAUCUGUACAGGUGUGGAUAAUGAGAGAGAAUAG